UGCGUCGGCCUAGCCUGCGGCAUCUUCUACUUCCUCUUUUUCUGGGGACAAACUUGUUAAAACAGCGUAGCAAGACUUCGCUAGAGUCCUUGUACAGUACUCUUGUUUUCUUUUUCUUAUUAUACUGUCUCUUGUUUUCUAGAAGCAUUGUACAAGUACGACUACUAGUAUGUCUCGCUGACACCCGCGGACCUUUCCACACUCCCCGAAACCCGCAUCGCGAAACAAUCUCAAAAUCUCAAUAAUCACCACACCCUCACGCCCAAAAAGCACCGCGAUUCCAUCUCAGACCGCAAUGACGACCGCUCGGCCCCUCCUCCGCCUCUCCUCCCCCCUCCGAACUCUUCCUAUUCAGCAGGCGCCCAUAACCAUCGCUCAACAACAACUGCGACGGCACUUCUUCAGCCUCCCCAACCUCUCCUCCUCGGCCGAAACCCAGACCCUCACGGCCUGCCGGACGAUGCCCUAUCCCUCCGCCCAGCUCUACGAUGUUAUCUCCGACGUCGACGCCUACGACACAUUUGUUCCCUAUUGCGCCCAGUCCCGCGUCACGCAAUGGACGUCCCCGGACGCCUCCGGCCGUCGCUGGCCCGCCCAGGCCGACCUGCGCGUUGGCUGGGGAGGCUUUGAGGAGACCUUUACCAGCAGGCUGCACUGCGUGCCCGGGAAGAGCGUGGAGGCCGUAAGCGGCGCCGACGUCGAGGGCUCGAGCCCGGGCAACGGCGGGGAAGGGGGCGCCGUGUUCAGGAGCCUAGUGACCAAGUGGCAGCUGCGGCCACUGUCGUCCGGGACGGGCACCGAGGUGGAUCUGGUUAUCCGAUUCCAGUUCGCAAACCCUUUGUACUCCGCCGUCAGCGCCGCCGUGUCUGAUAAGGUAGCCGGUGUCAUGAUCCAGGCGUUCGAGAAGAGAGUGAAGGCCCUCCUGGGCGUCCCCAGGCUAUAAUCGAAGAUGACAAGCACUCGUCCAAUAAC
Colletotrichum destructivum is the source of this 972-nucleotide messenger RNA. Its product is annotated as Putative coenzyme Q-binding protein COQ10. The transcript has a single exon. Bases 296 to 943 code for a protein of 215 amino acids. Lineage: Eukaryota; Fungi; Ascomycota; Sordariomycetes; Glomerellales; Glomerellaceae. Gene Ontology annotation, cellular component: mitochondrion. Gene Ontology annotation, biological process: cellular respiration; ubiquinone biosynthetic process. Gene Ontology annotation, molecular function: ubiquinone binding. The record is from RefSeq and is a predicted model, not a curated record.